AUGAUCCCCAAGGAGAGGCCGGACGGCCCGGGAGCCGGCGAGGAGAGCGCGAGGCUGCAGGAGGCAGGCAGCGGCUCUGACCCCCUGGCCCAGACACCACGUGGCCGCCCGCAGAGCCGCAGGGCCCGGGUCCACCAGCAGAUCACCAAGGAGCUGCGGAUGCGAACGGGUGCUGAGAACCUCUAUAGAGCCACCAGCAACGCCUGGGUCAGGGAGACAGUGGCCCUGGAGCUGAGCUACGUCAACUCCAGCCUGCAGUUGCUGAAGGAGGAGCUGGAGGAGCUCAACAGUAGCAGCGUGGAGGCUGACCGGCCUGAGGGGGAAGGUAUCACUGUCCCUAUGAUCCCCCUGGGGCUGAAGGAGACCAAGGAGCUGGACUGGUCCACACCGCUGAAGGAGCUGAUCUCUGGGCACUUUGGAGAGGACAGUGCCUCCUAUGAGGCCGAAAUCAAGGAGCUGGGAGACCUGCGGCAGGCCAUUCGGACCCCCAGCCGGAGUGAGGCGGGCCUGGAGCUGCUCAUGGCCUACUACACCCAGCUCUGCUUCCUGGACGCGCGCUUCGUCGCCCCUCCCGGGAACCUCGGGCUACUCUUCCACUGGUACGACUCGCUCACGGGCGUCCCGGCCCAGCAGCGGGCCCUGGCCUUCGAGAAGGGCAGUGUGCUUUUCAACAUCGGGGCCCUCCACACCCAGAUCGGGGCUCGCCAGGACCGCUCCUGCCCCGAGGGCACCAGGCGCGCCGUCGAGGCCUUUCAGAAGGCUGCUGGGGCCUUCAGCCUCCUGAGGGAGAACUUUUCCCGAGCACCCAGCCCUGACAUGAGCCCGGCCUCGCUCUCCAUGCUGGAGGGACUCAUGACUGCCCAGGCCCAAGAGUGCAUCUUUGAGGGUCUCUUGCUGCCGUCUCCUGAAGCCCCCCAGGAUUGCCUGGCCCAGCUACGCCUGGCUCAGGAGGCAGCCCAGGUGGCAGCUGAGUACAGGCAGGUGCACCGGACCAUGACCCAGCCACCUGUCCGAGACUACGUGCCCUUCCCCUGGACCACCCUGGUGCACGUCAAGGCGGAGUACUUCUGCGCCCUGGCCCACUACCACGCGGCCGUGGCCCUCUGCGACAGCCCCCCAGCAGCUGAGGAGGACUCCCCAGUGCUGCCGCAGGCCUUCCUUGGGCCCCCGGCCACGUCGGAGCCACGGGGCGCCGUGCUGCUUCAGGAGCAGGAGGAGCGCAGGAAUCUGGGCAAGGCCCACCUGAAGCGCAGCAUCCUGGGCCAGGAGGAGGCGCUGCGGCUGCACGCCGUGUGCCGGGCCCUGCGCAGGGUGGACCUGCUGCAGGCUGUGCUGGCCCAGACGCUGCAGCGUUCGCUGGCCAAGUACUCGGAGCUGGACCGCGAGGACGACUUCUUGGAGACCGCCGAGGCUCCUGACAUCCAGCCUAAAACACAGCAGAAGCCAGAGAUCAGGGCGCCCAGCUUCUCCAGGGUGAAGGUGACCGAUAUCUUCCAGCGACUGGGGCCCCUGUCAGUGUUUUCGGCCAAGAACCACUGGCGGCUGGCCGGGCCUGUGCGCGUGACCCGCGGAGAGGCCGGCUUUGGGCUCACGCUGCGCGGAGACGCGCCUGUCCUCGUUGCUGCUGUCAUCCCCGGGGGCCCGGCCGCGGCAGCCGGCCUGCAGGAGGGCGACUACAUCGUGUCCCUGAACGGGCAGCCCUGCAAGUGGUGGAGGCACGCCGAGGUGGUGGCGCAGCUGAAGGGCGUGGGUAACGAGGGUGUGAGCCUGCAGGUGGUCACGCUGCUGCCCCGGGCGGAGCCCCCUGGCACGGGGCACCACCGGCCAGCCCUGGGAGGGCUUCUGAGGAUCCAGAAGGAGUGCGGGUGGGGGACACCAGCUCCUGCACGAGCCAGCCCCAGGCGCUUCCUUGGCUGGAGCCGCAAGGCCAAGAGGGGCAAGACCACAGGGAGGCUGUCCCCUCAGCCCUGAGCUGCGUGCCACCCUCCCCCUCUGGGAUCCCAGUGCCCCCCACACCCCCAGUACGUCCUCCUCCGUCCUGAGGCACUUUCAGGCCAGUUGGCUGCCCCCCACCCCGUGCCCAG
This is a messenger RNA of Neomonachus schauinslandi (Hawaiian monk seal), 2084 nucleotides long. RefSeq names its product rhophilin Rho GTPase binding protein 1 (gene RHPN1). Gene Ontology annotation, molecular function: protein binding. The record is from RefSeq and is a predicted model, not a curated record. The transcript is spliced from 15 exons. Gene Ontology annotation, biological process: negative regulation of stress fiber assembly; signal transduction. Lineage: Eukaryota; Metazoa; Chordata; Mammalia; Carnivora; Phocidae. The coding region runs from base 1 to 1971 and encodes 656 amino acids.